This is a messenger RNA of Papaver somniferum (opium poppy), 2733 nucleotides long. Its product is annotated as probable potassium transporter 2. Gene Ontology annotation, biological process: potassium ion transmembrane transport. The transcript has 9 exons. Gene Ontology annotation, cellular component: membrane. Lineage: Eukaryota; Viridiplantae; Streptophyta; Magnoliopsida; Ranunculales; Papaveraceae. Gene Ontology annotation, molecular function: potassium ion transmembrane transporter activity. Bases 122 to 2446 code for a protein of 774 amino acids. The record is from RefSeq and is a predicted model, not a curated record.
AUUCGAUGGAUUCAUUCAAACAUAAAAAACUCAACUUUCUUCGUUUCCUCGGUUUGGCAAAUGACAAACCCUAGACACAACUCAAGAUUUCUUGCUGCCUGAGCAAAAGAUCCGCUUAACAAUGGUUCUCUGGAAGAGCGAGUAUAAACAGGUUAUCCUUUUAGCAUAUCAGAGUUUCGGUGUAGUUUAUGGUGAUUUAAGUACAUCUCCUCUUUAUGUUUUUAAGAGUACAUUCUCCGGGAGGUUGCGCCAUUAUCAAACUGAAGACACAAUAUUUGGAGUCUUUUCCUUAAUAUUUUGGACUUUCACAUUGCUUCCUUUGUUAAAGUAUGUUUUCAUAGUGUUGAGUGCAGAUGAUAAUGGUGAAGGUGGGACAUUUGCACUGUACUCCCUCCUUUGCAGGCAUGCAAAAUUCAGUUUGCUUCCCAACCACCAAGCUGCCGAUGAGGAGAUCUCUACUUACUAUAGCCGCGGUCAGUCAGAAAGGAUUAGUAAUUCCUCCCCAUUAAGAAAAUAUCUGGAGAAGCAUAAGAAGUCUAGAAUUUUUUUACUUCUUUUAGUGCUGUUUGGUGCUUCCAUGGUGGUUGGUGAUGGUGUUCUGACUCCUGCAAUUUCUGUUUUAUCUGCCGUUUCCGGGCUACAAGUUCGUGCAACAAACUUACAACAAGGUCCUAUAGUUGUUAUUGCUUGCAUUGUAUUGGUUGGCCUCUUUGCUUUACAGCACUGUGGUACUCAAAGAGUAGCUUUCAUCUUUGCACCCGUUGUUACGGUCUGGUUACUUUGCAUCGCUACUCUCGGCAUUUACAAUGUCAUUGUAUGGAACCCAAGAGUGUACCGUGCCAUUUCCCCGUAUUAUAUUUACCUGUUCUUUAGGGAGACAGGGAAAGAUGGUUGGAUAUCUGUUGGUGGAAUACUUCUUUCUGUCACAGGCACUGAAGCUAUGUUUGCUGAUCUCGGCCACUUCACAAAUAUAUCUGUCAGGCUUGGAUUUGCUUGCCUAGUUUACCCUUGUCUGGUACUUCAAUACAUGGGGCAGACUGCGUUUCUUACAAAGAACUUUUCUAAGCUAUCGAUAAGCUUCUAUGCGUCUAUUCCUGAGCCGGUAUUUUGGCCAGUUUUUGUUAUUGCCACAUUAGCUGCAGUUGUGGCUAGUCAAGCUGUCAUCUCUGCAACAUUCUCAAUUGUAAUGCAAUGUCAUGCUUUGGGUUGUUUUCCCCGUAUCAAGGUCGUCCACACAUCAAAGUGGAUAUUUGGCCGGAUAUAUAUUCCAGAGAUAAACUGGAUCCUAAUGCUUCUUUGCCUGGCUGUCACAGUCGGUUUUCAGGACACAACCAUAAUUGGAAACGCUUAUGGCAUUGCAAGCAUGACAGUGAUGUUUGUGACGACAUGGUUAAUGUCUUUGAUAAUCACCUUUGUUUGGCAGAAGAACAUCGUAUUUGCGUUCGUAUUCCUUCUGUUCUUUGGAUCAAUUGAGGCAUUCUAUCUGUCAGCUACCUACGUAAAAAUUCCGCAAGGUGGAUGGGUACCGAUAGUUCUAUGUUUCAUUUUCAUGGUCACUAUGUAUGUGUGGCAUUACGGAACACGGCGGAAGUACAUGUUUGAUGUACAAAACAAGGUCUCAAUGAAAUGGAUCCUCACACUUGGUCCUAGCUUGGGAAUUGUCAGAGUCCCAGGUAUCGGAUUAAUCUACACAGAGCUCGUCACCGGAGUUCCUGCUAUUUUCUCCCACUUCGUCACCAAUCUCCCUGCAUUCCACCAAGUUCUCGUCUUUGUGUGUGCCAAAUCUGUUCCCGUUCCUUACGUUUCUCCAGAUGAACGGUAUCUAAUUGGAAGAAUCGGACCGAAAAACUACAGGAUGUAUCGGUGUAUAGUUCGUUAUGGCUACAAAGAGAUUCAAAAAGAUGAUGAGAACUUUGAGAACAAUCUUGUGAUGAGUAUAGCGGAGUUUAUCCAGUUAGAAGCGGAGGGUUCAAGCUCGUACGAAGGAUCUGUAGACGGAAGAAUGGCAGUUGUUCCAAAUACUGAGAGAGAUGGAUCAUGGCUUGUAAUGUCAGAACCUUCUACUAUGGACGGAGACAACGAACAAUCUUGCAGUACCAUCAGAAGCAGUAAAUCAGCUACGCUGCAGAAUCUGCAAACAUUUUAUGAACAAGAAUCACCUGCACUAGGCCAGAGAAGGCGCAUUCGUUUUAUAGUGCCUAAUGCAGAUCAUUUGGACCAAGAAGUUGAAGAAGAGCUUCUUGAACUCGCGGAAGCUAAACAUGCAGGAGUUGCAUACAUAAUUGGUCAUUCGUAUAUAAAAGCACGAAGGAAUUCAUCAUUUCCUAAGAAGUUUGUGAUUGACGUGCUGUACUCCUUUCUUCGGAAGAACUGUCGCCGUCCUGCUGUGGCUUUAAACAUCCCUCAUAUUAGCACAAUCGAAGUCGGCAUGAUUUACUACGUCUGAAAGGUACAAGGAUCCCAUGUCUUUAAAAUGCAUCAUGCUCCAGUAUUUUGCAAGAAAUGCAACUUUCAGCAGGCGGCACACUGUCAGCUGUGCAUAUCUCUGAAGGCUGUGCCAUAUCCAUGUCGCGGCUGCGGAAAAUGGUGCGAAUUUCUGCUCAACAGUAACACUUUAACCUUGUUAUUAUGUGAAAUUUACAGUUUAUUGUUCAAAUUUGUAAUCUUCUGUGGUGGUAAGAAAAAUAACUACUGCCGAAAUUUAAUUUCUUAGGAAAUUUACUUGGGUCAAAA